AUUUCUUUUCACUUCUAUCUUGCAUCAGAAUAGCCUUCCAUCUCAAUCAUGAUGUUCGCAAAGUCGUUCAAGACACUUCCUUUAUUUGCUUUUGUACUCUCGAUGUCGUUCAACGUCCAUGGCCAUGCGAUCGUCACACCUGCUCUUGGCGUUUCCGGUACUCCAGUGCGAUCAGAUGUGACUCGCCCAUCGAGCAAUGCUCCGUGCGGGCAGGGCGUCAAUGUAGCAAAUGCCAUUGCUGGUUCUACCGCUGUCAAGGCAAACGGAAACGCUUUCACAGUCACGGUCACCAACUUCAAUGGUGGCAAAGAUGGCUCGACCCAGAUCACCGAUACGUCGAUUGAUCCUUCAGGCACUGGGGAUUCAUUUACAGGUGGCUCGGUUACAAUUACGAAGAAUGGUGUGGCUGCACCUGCGUCGACGGGUUCUGUUCAGGUCUCCGGUACUUUGCCAUCUGGAACCAAGUGCACUGGAGGAACCGAUGGAGCGAGCUGUCUCGUCAGCUUCACAACUGCCGGUAAAUUUGGAAACUGCGUCCUUGUUUCGCAAGGUGGAGGCGCAAAGGCAAACAAUGCUGCUGGAAAUGUAGCGGGCCCAUCCACGAAAGGAAAUGACGGCAACGCAAAUAAUAAUGCAAAGGGAAAUCGACUCGUGAAAGCGCGUAAGCUCGGCGACGCUUUUAGCCAAUCGAUCGAGAAUGCUCUUGGACAGGCGGGUUCCGCUGGAACUGUCCCUGGGGUUUCGCGUUCUUUCACAGAACGUGAACUCGGCGACGCUCUGGAAAAGUCUAUCGACAAUUCUCUUGAGCAGAAGGGCGCCGCUGGAACUCGGCUAGCACGUUCAUUGGACAAUCGUGAGCUCGGCGACGCUCUUGAACAAUCAAUCGAUGAGGCCCUUGGGCAGUCACGUUCGCUGAAGGAGCGUGAACUCGGCGACGCUCUUGAGCAAUCAAUCGGUGCAGCUCUUGAGCAGAAGGGUGUCGCAGGAACUCGACUUGCUCGCUCACUCAAGCUGCGCAAGGCACUUGGCGACGCACAUGAGCAAAAGCGCUCUUGGAUUUGGGCAGCUUGAUUGAUUUUUCACUGUGGUUAUGCUCCGAUAUCCGUGUCCUUGAAAUUCCUGAUUGUGUUUGGGUAGAUUGGUUGAGUAUUUCGAUCCUGAUGCAUUAACGAGAAAAAAUGUACUAUAACUGCG
Messenger RNA from Fomitiporia mediterranea MF3/22, 1194 nucleotides. RefSeq lists its product as uncharacterized. Lineage: Eukaryota; Fungi; Basidiomycota; Agaricomycetes; Hymenochaetales; Hymenochaetaceae. The transcript has 7 exons. The record is from RefSeq and is a predicted model, not a curated record. The coding region runs from base 49 to 1071 and encodes 340 amino acids.